Molecule: messenger RNA, 1521 nt
Organism: Lottia gigantea (owl limpet)
Lineage: Eukaryota; Metazoa; Mollusca; Gastropoda; Lottiidae
Exons: 9
Coding region: 1-1521 (506 amino acids)
Biological process (GO): ammonium homeostasis; ammonium transmembrane transport
Cellular component (GO): plasma membrane
Molecular function (GO): ammonium channel activity
Source: RefSeq, a predicted model, not a curated record
AUGCGUUCACCAACAAGGUUGAAAUUUCCAAUAGUUGUGCUUGGAAUUCAAAUUAUUUUCAUAGUUUUAUUCGCGCUGACAGUGGAAUAUGAUAAAAGUGCAGAUGCCAAAUUCGAUAUUCAACACCCACGGAAUGUUACUGACAGAAAUCCGCCAGAAAAUGAAGUUUCUAAAUAUUACCCUAUGUUUCAAGAUGUACAUGUCAUGAUAUUUAUUGGUUUUGGUUUUUUGAUGACAUUUUUAAAGAGAUAUGGGUUUUCAGCUGUUGGCCUCAACUUAUUAAUAGCGGCAUUGAUUCUACAAUGGGCUACUUUAGUUCAGGGGUAUCUUCAUUCAGAUGGCAAUGUUCAUAUCAGCAUCACCAGCAUGAUUACGGCUGAUUUUGCAGCUGCGACUGUAUUGAUAACGUUUGGCGCCGUACUAGGUAAAGUCAGUCCGCUACAAAUGGUGGUAGUCGCCCUGAUUGAAGUGGUUUUAGCUACACUCAACGAGAAGGUCGGAGUGCAAAUAUUUCAGGUUUCUGAUAUCGGUGGUUCAAUAUUCGUUCAUGCUUUUGGUGCUUUCUUUGGACUAGCUCUAGCCCGUGUGUUGUACGAUGAAGAUGUGGAACGUUCAACUAAAGAAGGUUCUGUUUACCAUUCAGAUCUGUUCGCUAUGAUAGGCACAAUAUUUCUAUGGUUAUUUUGGCCGAGUUUUAACAGUGCUUUAGCAGUAGGCGACGACCAACACCGAGCAGUUCUCAAUACCUAUAUGGCAUUAGCAGCAUGCUGUAUCGUAACCUUUGCUAUAUCAGCACUAGUCGAUGGUGAAGGGAAGUUUGAUAUGGUCCAUGUUCAGAAUGCAACAUUAGCAGGUGGUGUAGCUGUUGGUACUAGCGCUGAUAUGAUGAUACAACCAGUAGGUGCUCUGGUAGUUGGUGCUGUGGCCGGGGUCCUCUCAACUUGUGGCUACAGAUUUAUUACUCCUUUCCUAACGAGUAAGUUAAAGCUACAUGAUACAUGUGGAGUGAAUAACCUCCAUGGUAUGCCUGCUGUCUUGGCUGCUGUUAUAGGAUCUAUUGCGGCUGCUGUUGCUAAUACAGAUACAUAUGAUGACCCUGAGUUUGCUAAAAUCAAGCUGUAUGUAGAUGUAUCUCCUGGUGAAGGUCGGACUGCUGGACAACAAGGUGGUUACCAGAUGCUUGCUCUAGCUGUUACUCUGGCUAUAGCUAUAGUUGGUGGUGUCAUAACAGGUUUCAUCAUUAAAUUUAUACCAAUGUUCGUGGCGCCGAAGAAAGAGCAAUUAUUCGAAGACGAGCCUUAUUGGGGUGUUCCAGACGAUCACAGAACGUACCCUAAUAUUCCAAUUAUCAUUACGACAGAAGCUACGGAUUCUCAUGCGUCUGUCCCUAGCCUUUAUCAACAUGUGACGGCGCGGUUAUUGGAAUCGGACGAACCCGUCAACUCAGAACGACAUUCAAAUUCGUCAUUAGAAGACGAGAAAGAGUCUAUAGAAAAUAAAACUGCUGAUAUUGACGUGUAG